Molecule: messenger RNA, 1883 nt
Organism: Alosa sapidissima (American shad)
Lineage: Eukaryota; Metazoa; Chordata; Actinopteri; Clupeiformes; Clupeidae
Product: cytochrome P450 2M1-like
Exons: 9
Coding region: 83-1585 (500 amino acids)
Biological process (GO): xenobiotic metabolic process
Cellular component (GO): cytoplasm; intracellular membrane-bounded organelle
Molecular function (GO): iron ion binding; oxidoreductase activity, acting on paired donors, with incorporation or reduction of molecular oxygen, reduced flavin or flavoprotein as one donor, and incorporation of one atom of oxygen; heme binding
Source: RefSeq, a predicted model, not a curated record
GCCGGUAGGUGUGGUAUAAUUGGAAAACUACUCUACCUUCUAUCGUCGACGUCGACAACCAAUGUAGGCUACCAUCGUCGAGAUGGAUAUUCUCUCCGUACUUCAGGCGAACUUUCUCUCUCUGAUUUUGGGUGUUAUUGUUUUUGUGUUGUUCUGGAAGAAUCGAGGUAAACAGAGUAACUUUGAGAGAUUACCACCAGGCCCCCCUCCUGCACCAAUUGUUGGCAAUUUAUUCCAAAUAGAUUUAAAGGAACCAUAUCUCUAUUAUCGGGAGCUUUGUAAGAAGUAUGGGCCUGUGUGUACUAUCUGGCAGGCCAACAAACCAGUGGUGAUCUUGUCAGGUUAUCAGACCAUCAAAGAUGCCCUCGUCCUCCAGGGAGAGGAGUUCAAUGGGAGAGCUCAGUACCCCCUCCUGGUGAGGUCAACCAAUGGACAUGGUGUGAUGGUGAGCAGUGGUCAUCGCUGGCGAGAGCUCCGUCGGUUCUCCAUCAUGACGCUGAAGAACUUUGGGAUGGGGCGGAGGAGCGUAGAGGAGAGGGUGCAGGAGGAGGCCAGGAGUCUGGUGAAGGCCUUUGAUGAGUAUGAAGGUGCAGUUUUCAACCCCAAAGAGCUGCUGUGUAAUGCGGUGUCGAAUGUCAUCUGCUCCAUUGUGUUUGGCCACCGGUUCGAGUACAAAGAUCCUCAGUUCCUGCUGCUCUAUGACACAGUCAACUCCUACUUUGACGUGCUCAGCAGUCCUUUGGGCUCGCUCUACAACAUCUUUCCUAAAAUUGUUGAGUGGAUUCCUGGAAAGCACAAGGAUAUGUUUGCAUUGCUGCAGAAGUCACAUGAUUAUGUGAAGAACCAGGCCGAGAUACGACUGAAGCACUUGGAUGCCAACUCCACCCCACGUGACUACAUUGAGGCCUUCAUGAUUAAAACGAUCCAGGAGAAGGACAUGCCGAAUAGUGAGUUCCAUUAUGACAACCUGCUGGGCAGUGUGUGGAACCUGUUUUCAGCUGGAACUGAGACGACCUCCUCCACCCUGAGACAAAUGAUACUGAUGAUGAUCAAGCACCCACACAUUCAAGCACGUGUCCAAAAAGAGAUCGAUGAGGUGGUUGGACAGGACAGAAGUCCAUCCAUGGACGACAGGUCUAAGAUGGCGUACACGGACGCCGUUAUUCAUGAGGUCCAGCGCAACAUGGACCUGGCCCCGACCUCUGUGCCUCACAAGGUCACUGUCGACACCGAGUUCAAGAACUACCACAUCCCCAAGGAUACUAUGGUUCUCCCUCUGCUUUCCUCGGUUCUCUCUGACCCCAAACUGUGGAAGAACCCAGGACACUUUGACCCCGAAAACUUCCUGGAUGAGGAGGGGCGAUUUAAGAAGAAUGAUGCCUUCUUGGCUUUUGGAUUAGGGAAGCGUAACUGCCUGGGUGAGGGUCUGGCGCGGAUGGAGCUCUUCCUCUUCACAUCCUCUCUUCUCCAGCGCUUCACCUUCGUGGGCACCAAGCCCCCAGAGGAGAUCGACACCACCCCCAAGUGCUGUAGUUUUGGCCGGCUGCCUUGCGUCUACGACUGCUACGCCAAACUCAGGGUGUAGAUGAGAAACGCCCUGCACUGUGCAAACAGCCAGACUGCAGGUCAUGUUUAGGCUGUUUCAAAACAGUGUGAGAAUAUCAAAGAAUUAAACAUAUUGGAAUGAUUCUAUUUUAGUUUAGAUAGAGAAGAAAAAAAAGUGCCUUUCAAUGUAGAAAUGUACUGACUUUGUAUGUCAGUAAAUGCUUGUUUUUUUUCCUUAGAUUUGUAUUAUCUUCAUCUUAUCAUUAAAAAUUGUUUGUAUUGGUGAACAAAUAUUGCUUUUGUGUUAAAUAAAAUAUGUACAAUAAAAAAUACUAAAA